AUGCUUAGAACACCGGACAACAUGGGAACAAGCACGAUAUCGAUACUGAGUCUGUCUCUGAUGCUUUGCCUGGGCCUGGCCCACUCCCACGGCUUUGGCGGAAAGUUUGGCGGAGGCCAUGCACCAGUCUAUAACAACUUUGUGCCCUAUCCCGUCGUUCAACCCGUUCCAGUUCCCCAACCCGUACCUGUUCCAGUGGCCAUUCCACAGCCCAUUCCGGUGCCAGUGCCCCAGCCCGUGGUGGUGCCCAUCAAGCAUGGUUGGAAAGGGGGAUUCGGUGGUCUAGGCGGUGGAUUCGGUGGAUACGGCAGUGGCUUCGGUGGCGGCUUUGCAGGCUCUCAGAGCUACGCCUCCUCUUUUAGCUCUGCCAGCGCCUUUGGCGGCGGCUAUGGCGGCGGCGGCGGUAUUUUUAAGAGACGUUAA
Drosophila serrata is the source of this 423-nucleotide messenger RNA. RefSeq lists its product as uncharacterized. NCBI's taxonomy places the organism in Eukaryota, Metazoa, Arthropoda, Insecta, Diptera, Drosophilidae. The record is from RefSeq and is a predicted model, not a curated record.